UGAAACCAGAGUCCUUCAGAAUAAAACAAAAACCCAGAUCGUGACAACCACAUGUUCUGAGGGUUCUGCUGAGUUUUUAGUGAGUUCGUUCUGUGGAAUAAGAUUCAGCACCUUGAAUUCAUGCUUAAUCUCAAACACAUCUUGGCUCACACCUGUUAUCAUAGCUGGUGGUGCCUGCUUCAGUUGGGCCUGGACGGUCCACAUCCCCUGCGAGAGCUGAGCUGAGUCCAACCACUGCGUCCUAUAAGUGUGUACGCCGUGGACUCCACAAACCCACCAUUCUAGGAUGCGGCCCAGGAAACACUGGCGGAUGGGUCAAAGCUUCUAAUCCUCACUGUUUAGGGAUCGCUGCAGCCUAUUAUUCCUCAAUCAUUCAUUAGUUCCAAAUGUGUUGCAUCACAGAAAUAUGGCUCCCGUUUAUCAACCACAACCUCAAGCACCGGUCACACUCCGGCAGAUGACAUUCAGCCCUCCUUGUGAGGGCUGCAAACAGAAGCAGCGUCUUUAGAGGUUAAACAGAGAAGAACGUAUUGGACCGUUGCAGUGGAACCAAUGUGACCCAGAAUCUGCAUCACCGCCUCUUGUUGAGUAACAAUGGAAACAAGGUGGCAGAGCAGGAGAGAAUACAGAAGUGUGAGGUUGGUGGUGGGAGGUGGAGCUGGCAGUCUCUCUCUCUCUCUCUCUCUCUCUCGCAGUUCAGCAGCGGGAAACUUGCAGCAGAAACGCAAACUGCCACCUGCGAUGCUCCGUGCUGCUUCUCCCUUUCUGAGCCUCCUCCCUCCUCCUCCUCAGCUCCACGCGUUCUCGCUCUCCAAUGUGAGUUUCGUUCGAGGUGCUGCUCCGUGCGCGCCGUCAUGGCUUAUUCUCAGGGCUUCCUCUUCCAGCCGUCCGUCUCUCUGGCUCUGCCCUCCUGUCCGCCCUUCAGCUCGGGGCUCAUCUUAGGUCCGAGGACGGAGGAGCUCGUCCGGUCCUCUUCGGGCUCCGCCUUCGCUCCGUACUCGGGUUCAGCGACCUCUGCGGGAUUCAACUCCCACCUCCCGUACGGUGGCGAGCCCCGGGCCGCCGCCACCCUCAACUCUUUAGUGAGUCCAGGAUACGAGCCGUCCUCCGGUGCCCUGGACUACCACACGUUCGGGACCCUGGGGCCCUACGCCUACGGAGACCCCGCCUACAGAAAAAACGCCACGCGGGACGCCACGGCCACGCUGAAGGCCUGGCUCGGCGAGCACCGGAAGAACCCGUAUCCCACCAAAGGGGAGAAGAUCAUGCUCGCGAUCAUCACCAAGAUGACCCUGACCCAGGUGUCCACCUGGUUCGCCAACGCCCGCAGGAGGCUGAAGAAGGAGAACAAGAUGACGUGGACGCCCAGGAACCGCAGCGAGGACGAGGAGGAGGAAGACAACAACGACCUGGAGAGGAACGACGAGGAUGAGGAGCUGAUGAAGACGAACAACGACGAGCUGGAGACAAGCAGCGAGGCCGGCCGUGGUCGGACUUACAGAGGAGACAGCGGCAGCGACACCGACCCAGACUGUAAAGACUCGCGUGUCCUCCGCCCCGCCAGUACGGGGACGCUCCGGGUGUCAGAACCGGAGCUCACGUUGAGCCCCGCGGAGCGCAGAGACGCCUGCGCCUCCACCCAGGGCUCCAACCCAGCCCCCAAACCCAAACUGUGGUCCCUGGCAGAGAUCGCCACCUCCUCGGACAAAAGCAAAGGAUCUAACGACUGUUUACCCGACGGGGGGAACCAUGUGACGUCCAUGUCCCGGAUCCCGUUCCCCCGACAUCUUUACUACACCCCCCCCUUUCUCCCGGGUUACUCCAACUGCGGCCCCCUCGGGCCGCUGCACGGCAGCCCCGGUCCGCUCGUCAACGGAACCCAGCCAGCGCUCGCCUGCAGACUGCGGAGUCAGAACCAGGACUUACACCGCCUGGCCACGACCGACGUGUGAAGCAUUCAGUCCAAGGCUGUGUUUUCCAUGUCCAUAUGAAAAUACCCUUUGUAGUGCUUUAAUGCACAAAACAUUAAAACAUAGUUUUAUUAUGACAAAUGACACGCUGCAGUUUUUCAGUGGGAAUCAGGCACCGCAGCCCCGUGCCUGAUGCUGGAUGGUGAACAGGGGCGACUGCAGGUAAAAACCAAGGUUUGAACUUCAGACAUCAGCAGGAGUAAAGGUGCAACAAGCCGCAGCGGGUGUUGGAACUCCUGAUUGAGUGUACUGUAUAAGCUGCUUCUGAACAUCAGAACCAACCAGUAAAACUGGACACAGCUGAUCACACACGCUGUGUGGCAACAACAGGCAGCAUCAGCAGAAGGAUGGCAGAUUAUUCAAAUGAAUAAGAAUGGAUCAAAUGGCUCCUGUGGAAACUUGAUUCAUUUCAACAAAAACGAACUCCAGCUUCAAAUAAUAAAUCCUAUCAUUCUACUCUAAUACUGACUACACAAGCUGGUAAAUGUGCAGAAAGAGGCUUACAGGCUCCAGCUGCUGAGUGAGUCACAGCCAAUGGUCGCUGUCGCCAUGUGGGAACCUCCUGGAUCAAACUGCUGAGGUCAGAGCAGUGACUCUGUUGGACUGGAUCAGAGACUGCGGUCCGCUUAAUCGUUUAAUCAGAACCUGCUGUUUCUGCUGAGCUCUGGACAGUUUUGCUGUAACUGAGAAGAGCUGAUAUGAGUGUCAUCAGUUCAACGCAGGGAUGAGACUCGUGUGAGUAUUGUACCAACACUGAGUUGCUGUCAUGUAAAUAUCAAGCAAGGAAUGUUGUGGCCAAAAACACUUUGGCAUCAAGUCCUGAAACAAAACCCACAAUUUUAUUGUAGGAUAAUUGAAUUUUCUUUAGAAUUUUACAUUAACAAUACUUUAUUUUAACUCUAUUAAAGUUUAGAAGAAGUAAUGAGAUUACAAACGAUACAGCAGACUUAAAUUGGAUGAACUUUCAACUCCUCUGUAUACAGGUAAAUUAAAGAUGUCUACUUUUUAUACUGUAAAAUAUUUGGAGGAUUUCUCUGAAUUUAAUUUAAACUCUGCCUGGACAAGUGCAUUUCAGUUAAACACACAAUAAAAUAGCCACAUGUCAAAUGUCUGUUUCCUUCCAUCAUCUUUAAAAUGAGACGGAAAACUGAGCGGAGGAUUUGAUUGUGUCUGCCAGAGAAAUGACAGCAGCUCCUCAUCGAACCCAUAAAAUGUCCAAAAAGAGAAGGUUUGAAAGCGUGAUGAAUAAAUCAUGAGCUCCGCUGAUGGUUUGUUCAGACACCGCCCGUUGCCGCUGGUCAGUCCUGCACGUUGCCCACCUGGUCAGAUGUGCUGCUUCAGACCUCCUGUCUCCCUGGACCUGAACAGCCAGCGACCAGCUGAUGGCCAGCAUGUCCCAUGACUGGCAGGUGUCAGCCUGAACUCCACCUACCCCUUAAAUAUGUAUGCAUCGUACUGGUCCCAGUGGACCCCAACGCACAGGCACUGGGACUCAACCAGUUUGCUAAUCUGUCCAGUUUGACAGAGCUACAGUACUCUCUUAUUCUACAUUACAGAAUAAGAGAGUUUUUAAAGUAUUACAGCUCGAGGCUGCUUUGCCUGCAGCGCCCUCCACUGCUCCACCAGUGUCAUCAUAACCACCUCUGUUACAAACCGAGUCACAAACAAACAUCUGCUGCUGCCGACACUGAUCAACAAUAUCAGGUAAAAUGUGGAAACAUGCACGUAGGCAGUCGAAUGGAGGUGUGAAUGAAACUGGUGCUGAGCUUCCUCCUUGUCUGGAGCUGAGAGGCAGAUGGUGCCAUUUGUUUGCAGUCAUACCUCCAGUGACCCUUACUGUUGACUAUCACACAGCAGGAAGCUGCUCCAUGUGUCUGAUGAGGCAACACCCCGUUAGCCUAGCCACCGCUAACCUACAUGCACACUCACAUCCUGUUACAAGCAUCUGUCACUGCAGUAGUGCCGAGAUGGGUCCAUCUGGUUCCGUUCUCCAACAUGUUCUGGUUACUGCAACAGGAAGAUUUACCAAAAACCAAAACAACUGAUGUAACUUAUUGGACAGUUCAGUGGAGUGAAGAAGCUUUAGCUGUAAAUUUUAAGGUACAUAACCAUUUCAUGUUACUUUUACUUCCCCUGACAUGUGUCUGACAGUUUUAGUUACUGAUGCAGGUUGGUAAACAGUAAAUGCUGAUGUGUGGAGCAUGAAGCAGCAACGUAAAGCUCCAUGACUACACCAGUAACGAUAAUGUGUCAGUAAUAUCGGUCAUUAUUCUACGUCUUAGAAUAAUACUAGAGUACUUUCAGUUUAUUUUUAAGAAUAUGAAUGCACCUAGCAGCAGGUCACAAUAAAAGAAACAAGAGCACUAUAUAAUAAUUAGAAAAUGCAAAAUAUAUACGGCCCACAUUCUCAUUGCAGUUUGGAAAAAACAAACCAUCAUUCAAUUUGAUGUGAGAUGAAUGACAACAGACUCUGGAUCUGCUUUAUGCAUUUGGUCCACCUGCGACUCUUGCUUCUUCUGUUUGUUUGAUUGGUUCCCAGAGCCUGAAGAAAGGCGCCCUGCCGGGCAAGAGCAGGCGGCUGUGCCUCAAUCUCCACCUGAGUCUGUCAAAGACCUGCUGGGACUAAGAUCCAGACUGAGACAGGAGCGGCUGCUUCAGAUCAAACAUUCCUCUGAAGCUUCAGCUGUCACCUCUGCUGGGAGUGCCCACACCCCAGCACACUACAGGCCUGCAGGUCAGCGUGGAUCAGCACCAUCAGAACCCUGAUUGUUAUUGGGGACUUAAAUCUUUAAAGCUGAAACCUGCAUUGACCUAUAAGCCAGAAUGUUUUUAUUUUAUCAGUAUGGAGGAGUUAUAAGUCGACCACAGCAGCGAAUCUCAUGAGGUUUGGGUCAUAAAAUUUAAUUCUUCCUCUAAUCUGAAACAUUUUUAACCUCGGGCAUGUUUGUAACAAUGCCAAUGUAUUCUUUUAGUAGCUAAAGUAAAUAUCUACACAAACAUUUUUGUACUUAACACUAACUAUAUUUUAGUACAUACUGUAAAGUCAACUUGGGAUUUUUACUGUGACACUAACUACAUCAAGCUGCUUAUGUCUGUAUUUACAUUUUCAAUGGUUUUUCUAUUAUAUGAUACAUCCAGUUUUCUGCCUCACCUGUAAAAUGAAGACCCCCUUUCAUCACAUCAUGCUGACCUGGGACAGUGAUUGGCUGUGACACAGAUGCUUACAUACAAACCUUCGACUUCAAGCAGCUUGUUUGUGGAGCUGAGCAAAUUCUCCACAGAUUUGGUCCUGUACACCUGGCUGUGGGAAUCAGAAAAAUCAGAAAAGGGAAGCAUCAGAUUUGGCUGAUUCCAAGAUCAGACUUACACACUACUGUUCACUGUUUGAACUAGUUUACUCAGUGGAUGGUUACUAUGCACUACUGACAUGUUCAUUAUAUUUACCUUUAACCAAUAUUGGUAACCUUGAUUCAAUAAGUCUUAUUAAGUCUUAUUAGUUAUGUUGGUGUCAGAAGCGGGAAAAACAGGGAUAAAGCCUGAGAGUUGGUCCCUAAUGUUAAUAAUUAAAUACAUCUGCUUAUGUGAUAUUGUGCCUAUAAUGGUGAGUCACAGAGCAUCGCAUACUUUAUACAAUGGAUUUACGAAAACUACUCAAUAAAGGACUGGGCUCAGGUGAAACUGACUGGAAAAAUAGAAAGAAGCUUCUCCCUUCAUUAGCAAACAUUUACAAUAAAAAUACACCAGCGGCACUCAUACAAUGAAUUAAUAGUCUGUGAACCUAAUGUUAGAGAUGCUUUGAACGCUCCAC
Messenger RNA from Betta splendens (Siamese fighting fish), 5778 nucleotides. It is a transcript of the gene irx5b, whose product is annotated as iroquois homeobox 5b. The transcript is spliced from 3 exons. Gene Ontology annotation, cellular component: nucleus. Gene Ontology annotation, molecular function: DNA-binding transcription factor activity, RNA polymerase II-specific; RNA polymerase II cis-regulatory region sequence-specific DNA binding. Gene Ontology annotation, biological process: cell development; regulation of transcription by RNA polymerase II; neuron differentiation. The coding region runs from base 855 to 1952 and encodes 365 amino acids. The record is from RefSeq and is a predicted model, not a curated record. Lineage: Eukaryota; Metazoa; Chordata; Actinopteri; Anabantiformes; Osphronemidae.